AUGCCUAAGAAAAACGGUACUGAUGUUGGUCGAAGAGCAUGGCGUUUCCUUCGUUUAGCACUGUUAUGGGCAAGAAAAGGCGGUGUCUUCAAACGGCGACUCACCAUGGUCGACCUACGAUUGGUGAUACCCAAGUUUUUAAAAAGUUCAACAGCCGCUUCUCGUCAUGACCGUCUUCAUUACAAGGAACGUGAGUUUUCUUUCGACGAGACACCCAUUUUUCACGUUAAGGUCCACCGUUUUGCUUCCAUGCGCUUCCUUCUUCCUUGCAUUAGUCCCACCGAGGCCGUAGAUUUUGACGAUCAUGAAAUUUAUAGCUGUGGUAGUGGCAGCAAUAGCAACAACAGUUAUUCAACAUGUUCUGAUAUUGUUGAAGAAGGGGAAGAGAUGGGAUAUGAAGGUUGUGAUGAGAAAAGUCCAUAUCCAUUAGAGGAAGAAGGGAUUGAUUUGAAGGCAGCGAAGUUUAUAGCAAAGUUUUAUGAGCAAAUUAAGUUACAAAGACAAAUUUCUGAUUUGGAAUAUAAUGAUUAA
Messenger RNA from Gossypium raimondii (Peruvian cotton), 531 nucleotides. RefSeq lists its product as uncharacterized. Bases 1 to 531 code for a protein of 176 amino acids. The transcript has a single exon. NCBI's taxonomy places the organism in Eukaryota, Viridiplantae, Streptophyta, Magnoliopsida, Malvales, Malvaceae. The record is from RefSeq and is a predicted model, not a curated record.